AUGACCCCAUUCAUCUUCAUUGUCGAAUCAUCGCUCCCUCUGCCUGCUCGAAUUGCUUUAGCAGCAACCGCACUUUCCACAAGUUCUAUCUCGACCGCCCUCGUUGGGUGGGCUGGCGCAUCCUAUGUCGUUGACCUGCGAAGGCUUUCGCCAGCCGACAAUGGCAAUAUCGAAGGCAUUGAGAUGACCACGCUCACGCUUACGCUACAAAGGCUCGUCACGCGUGUGUAUGACGCUGACUUCCUAGUAGAGACGAAGCGACCAUUUGCGAAGUGGGAGCUCGUGCAAAACGUCUUACUGCCACCGCCAAAAGAGGACGCACUCAUGGCAGUGAAAGGUGGCCCACCGGGCGAGGAGGAAACAAUAGCGGAAACCUUCGAUGCUUCGGGCAAGAUUGUGGGACGGUGGAUUGUGAAAUGGGAAAAAGAUGGUGCAGGAACAUGUCGCGGAAUGGGAAAGGUCGUGCGAUAUUUCAAUGUGCACGAGGAGCUGCUGUGA
This is a messenger RNA of Suillus subalutaceus, 498 nucleotides long. RefSeq lists its product as uncharacterized. The transcript is spliced from 2 exons. Bases 1 to 498 code for a protein of 165 amino acids. The record is from RefSeq and is a predicted model, not a curated record. Lineage: Eukaryota; Fungi; Basidiomycota; Agaricomycetes; Boletales; Suillaceae.